AUGGAAAAUCAAGGCAUUGCGGCGAAUGCUGCACACCAGGCCGCAGGAAAGCUGGGGCUUGCUGAUGGGGCACCCCCGGGCGGCGGCCAGGUGUACAAGGAGCGCGUGUGCUUCAACCCCCACCCCAAAACCCUCACCAUGGCGGGGGACUACGAGUAUUUUGCGGCCCAGGGCCACCACCCCCUGGCCUUCGCACUGGCAGAGCUCGUGGACAAUGCGCUCCGCGCCACCAAGGGCAACACGUCGCGGCCGCGCUCCAUCGUGGUAUCCCUGGUGCUCGACGAGGCGUCGUCGCGGGGCCUGGUGGCGGUCCGCGACAACGGCGUCGGCAUGACGCCGCGGGAGCUGAACAACUGGGCGGUGAUGAACCUGUCGAUGGAGGACCGCGGGUUGCUGGACCCGGCCGCGCAGCAGCAGCAGCCGGCUGGGGGGCGCUACCUCAGUGGGGACAUCAGCUACUUUGGCGUUGGCUCCAAGAACGCGGCGUUCUACCUUGGCCGCACUGUGAAAGUGGUCACGCGGCCGCCAGGGGGCCAGAGCGUCCAUGAGCUCUGCAUACGCGGGGCUGAGCUGGAGCGGCGCUUCAAGGCGGGCGAGGCUGUCUACGAAGAGGACAUGCUGCACAGGCCCCCUGGAGCCGCUGCCGUCGGCGCGGGCACGGCGGCCGGCGGGCCAGCUGCGCCGGCUGAUGUGGAGGCGGGGUUUGGCCCCGCAGAGGCCUGGCUGGCGGAGGAGGCUGCGGGACAGGCUGCGGACGAGGCAAGCGGCAGCUUCACGCGCGUGGUGGUCGGCGACCUCAAGCCGGAAACGCUGGCCGCGCUGGUGGACGAUGGCGCGCUCAGCGUGCUGCGCGACCUGGCGCACCUGUACCACUACUACAUCCAUGGGCCAAAGGGCAACGCUUUUGUAACGCCCGCGGCGCGAGCCCAGCAGAAGGGGCGGCACCAGCUGCCCGGCGGCGAGGCGCUGCCAGACAUAGUGGUGGAGCUGCUGACAGACACAUGCACGGCGCCAUGCAUUGUCGCCGGCGAGGGCGAGGCGGGCGUGGCGCCUCGCGCUGCGGCCUCUGACGGCUCGGGGCUCGGCAGCCAAGGCGUCCGAUGGCGGCGGCGGCUGGCUGACGUGGACGAUGACAUGGAGAGCCGCUACCUGCGCGCCGCGCGCAGCACGCUGGAGUUCUGCCUGGAGGUCCCGGCCAUGGGCACUGUUGAGGGUGUCCUGUGGUACUUCCCAUUUGAGAACGACCAGGCAAGGCAGAGCAUGGGCCUCAAAACGGGCUUGCAGCGUACGAUGUUUGGGAUAUACUUGAGAGUGUUGGAGACAGUCCCCGUGGACGACGAGACGCGCAGCCGGAUGGCGCUCAGCGCAGCGGCAGGCAGCAACGGGCCCUCACAGAUGGUGCCGCCGGGGGGCCCCGGCGGCGCCGGCCGCACGGCCGGGGCGCUCGCCCUCAACGCGACCCAGCUGCCGGCGCUGCUGGGGGGCCCCACGCAGGGGCCAGGCGGGGUGACUCAGCGCGCGCCACGGCUUGGGGGUGCUGAGCUGGAAAUGCAGGAUGCAGCCACGUCACGUGUGCUGCAGGCGUCCCCAAUCUUUGAGGCCUUCUGGCAGGGCCGCCUCAUCCCUGGCGCCUGCGUGCCCAGCCUGCCGUUCCUGGAUGCCACGCGUGCCAAGCGCACAGCCGCCGCCAAGGACCUUCUGCCGGACGAGGUGUUUGGGCGCAUCAGGGGCGCGCUGUUCUGUGGGCCAGGGUGGCGCGUGACGCGCAACAAGCUGAUGUUCCGGGACAACCUGUCGCAGCUGCUGGCCGACGCCGUGCCAGCGGACCGCCACCUUGAGCGCCGUGCACGGGAGUGGCUGGUGGAGUGCCACCGCUCCCUGGACAGGAGCGUGCGGUUUAAGGGCAUGGUCAACGCAGCCACACAGGCCCAAGCUCGCCGCGAGCUAGGGGAGGACGUGACCCUGUUUGAGCGCAUCCACGACGGCCUGGGCGCCGUGGCCAAGGGGGAUAUCGUGCGGCUGGCCACCAAGCCGCAGAUUGUUGGAAAGGGGGAGUGA
Molecule: messenger RNA, 2058 nt
Organism: Monoraphidium neglectum
Lineage: Eukaryota; Viridiplantae; Chlorophyta; Chlorophyceae; Sphaeropleales; Selenastraceae
Product: Structural maintenance of chromosomes flexible hinge domain-containing protein 1
Exons: 18
Coding region: 1-2058 (685 amino acids)
Biological process (GO): double-strand break repair
Source: RefSeq, a predicted model, not a curated record